AUGAUACAUGACGAUUUCGCUCAAAUUCAUCAACACCUCGACAGCUUGCGUGUAGGCUGUCAGCAAAGCGGUCUUUCUCUCCCCAAGAAUGUCUAUAAGGCUUCUGUUGAAUUGAUAACAGCACUUUUAAAUUCCAACGGCAAUGAAGAGGUUGCUCUAAAAUUAUUGACGUCAAGGCUUCACAGCAAGAACAAACGAGAACACGAUACAAUAACAGAAAUGGACGAGAUAAAGCAAGCUGGCCAAAGUUUGAGCGAGAUUGGAAACGUCAAGGAGACGCCGGAAGAAGAUGAGGUUGGAAACAAAGACGGGCUAGAACUUUCAGAGGAACCACCACGUAAGAUAUCGCGCUUAACUGCUGAUGUACUGAAGAAAUCAGCAGCUGUGGACUCGAAUAAAGUUCUUGUGAAUGUACUUGCGGAUUACGGCGAUCAACACAUUCGUCAAGGACACACGGGUAAAGGGGUCGCUCAACUACGAGCAGCACGCGCGAUUCGUGACUAUCCGCACCCAGUUACCUCGGCUGCUGAUGCUCGUGCUAUCCGCUCUGUCGGACCAAAGAUGGCGACUCGAAUUGAGCAUAUUUUAAGCGCUGAAAAACUUGACGUCGAAGUGCCAAAGUCAAAUCAUAUCGAAAAGUUCGAGCUACCAAAAUUGAUUCAGGAAAUUCAGAGUCGAAAGGCAAUGUGUCCUGAAAAUCAAAAGUUAGUGGAUGAGCUCGCAUAUUUUGGGGAGCACGAGCUCCUUUUUCGAAGCGUUAGCAAAGGGAUGACACAUCUUCGCGCGGCUCGAGCCUUGCAACUUGCUGAUCAAGUGACCACCUCCGGUAGCCAAGCUAGACAUUCUUUAGCAAUUGGACCAGCAAUAGCCGACAAGAUCGACCAGAUUCUUAAAUAUGGUCGCAUCGUUAAAGAUUCAGUUUCAAUCCCUAUUGUGGAGGAUCUGCGUCUAAAUCCCGCAAAAGAAGUUCAGAAUCAACCUCUUGUAGAUGCAUUGGCUGACUAUGGAAGUAGUCACUUGCAUUCGGGUCAUGCUGGCAAGGGUAUUGCCCAUUUACGUGCAGCAAAAGCUAUUCGUGAUGCGGAUAUCGUAAUUAAAUCGGGUGCUCAUGCAAUAUCAUUAAUCAAAAAGGUGAAUGCAAUGGUAGCGGCGAAGAUUGAUCAGGUUCUAAAAGAAGGCCAUGCUGAUACCGAAGAAGAAGAUGACGACAGCCAAGACGAAGCAGAAAACGAGUUCGGAGCUCGUGAACCUCCAGAUACACCACUGAUUGUGCAUGAAGUUCGCAGUAAACCUGCUCAAAUUGAAGAAAAUCAGAAAAUUGUCAAUGCACUUUCAACGCGUGGAGAGAUGCAACUUGCCAAAUGGCACACCGGUCAAGGGACGGCGUUCAUGCGCGCAGCUCGUCGACUUCGAGAUGCGGCUGAAGUUGUGACAAAUGGCACUGUGGCAAAGGCUUUGGGUCGAAUUGGGGAUAAAGUUCGAGUUGUGGCUGUUCUAACGGGUUACGCACUGGUAGAAACACGCAUCAAUAUGACCGAUGCAAAGACGGCUAAUGCGGUGUACGCGCAAAUUGGAAAGUUACGAGAGAUGGCUAUGAAUAAAAAUGUCGAUAUUCCUGAGAAUCCCUACGUGGCCACACAUGAGAUCGCUACGGCGCUUCUUGCAUCGAACGGAGAUGAUCAGGGUGCAUUGAAGAAGGUGAUGGCGAAAUUUGGUCGAAACAAGCGAUCGCUUCCAGCUGAGGCGAAUCAGAAUAGUAAGAAGUCGAAGCGGGCGGGUGAUGGCAAUGAGCCAGCUUUUGAAGCAUCUGGUUAUCAAGACAAUGGGGAGGAUUCGAUGCCUCCUCACAAGACUGUGCGGUUGGUUGAAGAAGUGCGUGAAAAAAAAGCUGUGAAUUCUGCCAACCAAAAGAUUGUAGAUGCAUUUGCUGACUAUGGAGACUAUCAACUAAACCAUGGACAUACUGGGAAGGGAGUAUCGCAUCUCCGUGCGGCACUUCACAUUCGAGAUCAUCCGGAUGCUAUUAAGUCGGCAAAGGAGGCGCGAUCUGUUCCAAUGGUGGGUGAUAAGCUGGCUGCUCAAAUUGAUGAAGUGAUUAAGACGGGAAGGUUGACGGAUGAAACGGGUGACCAAAAUAUCAGCACCGAUGUAGACAACCACCAGCGACCUGAGUUGGUGGUAGAGAUUCACAACUCUCAAGCUAAACGUCCCGAAAAUCAGCAGUUGGUACAGGAGUUGACUAAAUUUGGGGAACAUGAGCUUUAUUUUGGAAGUCCUGGAAAAGGAACUACCCACCUCCGUGCUGCACGUGAGAUUCAGCUUACGGAUCAGGUGAUAAAGUCUGGUUCGAUAGCUCGGACAAAGGUGCCGCUGGUUGGUGACGUUAUCGCGGACAAGAUUGACCAGAUCUUAGAGUAUGGUCGUAUUAUAAAGGAUACAGGUGAAACUACUGGUUCUCGAAGCUACUCGCGUGGCAGUGGUGGGGGUUACGUCGAAGCUCCAAUUGUCAAAGAUCUGCGUGAAAACCCUGCCAAAUGUCCCGAGAACCAGCCGAUCGUUGAUGCAUUGGUCGACUAUGGUGACAGUCACUUGUAUUCGGGCCACAGAGGCAAGGGGAUCUCACACUUGCGGGCAGCUCAGAGUAUUCGGGACUCGGAGACGAUUGUUAAGUCGGGACAGCAAGCAAGCAAAGAAAUUGGGAUGGUUGGGAAACGCAUUGCGGCCAAAAUCGACCAGAUUGUUGAACAGGGUCAUGCUGAUAGUGAUGAAGACUACGAGUACGAUGCUGAAGAAGAAGAUAAUGGCUAUGGUGAGCGUGAUCACGACUCGGUGGUGCCUCCCAUUGUGCAAGAUGUUACGAGCAAACCAGCUCAAGUGGAGAAGAACCAGGUGCUAGUGAAUGCACUGGUUGAAUAUGGAGAAGAGGAGCUUUAUAAGCGCCAUACAGGUCGAGGAACGGCUUUCUUAAGAGCUGCACGCCGACUUCGCGAUGCUGACACUUUGGUGAGCAAUGGACAGGAUGCGAAGAAAUUGGGUCGCAUUGGCGAUAAGGUUGCACAAUAUUUGGACACCAUUCUGGCAACCUAG
Messenger RNA from Plasmopara halstedii, 3087 nucleotides. RefSeq lists its product as hypothetical. The coding region runs from base 1 to 3087 and encodes 1028 amino acids. Lineage: Eukaryota; Oomycota; Peronosporomycetes; Peronosporales; Peronosporaceae. The record is from RefSeq and is a predicted model, not a curated record. Gene Ontology annotation, biological process: double-strand break repair via nonhomologous end joining. The transcript is spliced from 7 exons. Gene Ontology annotation, cellular component: nucleus. Gene Ontology annotation, molecular function: DNA-directed DNA polymerase activity; DNA binding.